Annulohypoxylon maeteangense is the source of this 3186-nucleotide messenger RNA. RefSeq names its product E1-like protein-activating. The transcript has 4 exons. Lineage: Eukaryota; Fungi; Ascomycota; Sordariomycetes; Xylariales; Hypoxylaceae. Gene Ontology annotation, molecular function: Atg12 activating enzyme activity; Atg8 activating enzyme activity. Gene Ontology annotation, biological process: cellular response to nitrogen starvation; autophagosome assembly; autophagy of mitochondrion. The record is from RefSeq and is a predicted model, not a curated record. The coding region runs from base 457 to 2544 and encodes 695 amino acids. Gene Ontology annotation, cellular component: phagophore assembly site; cytoplasm.
AUUUAUUCCCCGAUUUUUAUACAUAUCCGUCCCAAACGCCAAUCUACCUAAGGUACCUGGUACCAGCACUGAAACUUAGUUGAAUUCAAGGUUCCAAGGUUGUGAAUCGUCAUAUGUCAUCCGCAUCCCUUUAGAAGCUCCAACCCACCAGCCCACCUGCACCGUACUGCCCCGCUCUUAAUUGACUUCACCUGCCCCUCAAGCUUUCAAGCUUAAGCUCAUUCACAUAUUCCGAAUACAACACUUCAAAGUUCAAACGAGUACUUCCAAAGUAGUUUAUUUUCUCUUCAUACAACUUUGUCUUCUCUGGUAUAGAAUAUCUGAUAAAUUGUUCAUUUGCGAUAGUCCAUUACUACUUCAUAAUUCCCGCAACUUAGGCUAAGUGCAACUUUGACGUCUCUAUUCGUUAACGUCGACGUUAACGCUUCACUCAUUGCCUACCAUCGCUUCGGCAAUAUGGCUGCACUCAAGUUUGCGCCAUUCGCGUCUGAGAUCGAACUUCCCUUUUAUUCGGCCUUGUUUGCAUCAAAAUUAGACCAUGACAAACUCAGCGAUUCUGCACGACCAGUAUUGGGGCUUUACGAGCCUCGUCCCGGCACUACUCCAGACGACAGUGUGAGAAUGCAGAUCUUAGCCAGCGCACUUACUAGUAAUAAUGUGCCGUUGAAUGCUGUGAGGGCAGAAGGCAUCAUCAGAAACACAAACACGUUGGACGCUUUCAAGCAAGUAGACAAAGCCGAUAUGAUUAAUCAGGCUGCACGUCAGAUAUGGGAUGCGAUUAAAGAUGGAACCAUCUAUUCAGUUCCCUCACUCCUUUCCCAUUACAUCAUACUCUCUUAUGCAGAUCUCAAAAAGUACCGAAUGACGUACUGGUUUGGAUUUCCAACCCUGCAUUCUGAUCCACAAUGGAAACGAACCGGAGACAUUCUUCAUUUUACCCCAGAUGAAGCAACUGCCCUAGUCGAUCGAGUGGGAACCUGGCGAUACACCAUUGACCCCAGAGAGCAUGGAUUUUUCCUCGCAAAAAAGAUUCACGGCAGAAAAGCGACUCACGUUCAACUCCCUUCCGAUCCUGCGACGGACGAGAUCGGGUAUAGGUGGGAAGUUGGUUCCCUUCGCGAAUUUGAGGCUGGUUUCUUUCGUGGCGUCUCUGAAGAAAACAAAUACGUAGCAUUUGUAGACCCAUCUACAUACGAGGAGCAUCCAGCAUGGCCUCUCAGGAAUCUUUUAGUAUUGGUGAGGCAGCGAUUUCACCUAACCAACGUCCAGAUUCUCUGCUACCGGGAUAUUCAAUCGCGCAGACACGAAGCUCGCAGUAUAGUUCUACCGCUUGCCAUGGAUCCAGUUGAGAGCCUUGAAACAACAGAGAUGCCAAAGGCUACCGGCUGGGAGCGAAAUCCGGCUGGAAAACUGAUGGCGAGGUCCGUCAGUCUAGCAGAAUCCAUGGACCCUACACGUUUAGCCGACCAGUCGGUAGAUCUCAACCUGAAAUUGAUGAAGUGGCGGAUUUCCCCGGAUCUCAACCUCGAUAUAAUCAAAAAUACCAAAUGCCUUCUCCUGGGGGCAGGUACGCUUGGUAGCUAUAUUUCAAGAAAUCUAAUGGGGUGGGGUGUUCGCAAGAUUACCUUUGUCGACUAUGGAGCGGUAUCCUUCUCGAAUCCGGUGAGACAGCCGUUAUUUACUUAUAAUGACUGUCUGAAAGGAGGUGCUCCAAAGGCGACUCGGGCAGCGGAGGUACUUAAGGAGAUUUAUCCGGGCGUCGAUAGUGAGGGCCAUGUUCUUUCGGUCCCGAUGCUGGGUCACCCCAUAGUAGAGAAAACACAGGGCGAUUUCGAGAAACUGAAGUCUCUGAUAGAUGAGCACGACGCAAUAUUCCUCCUAAUGGAUAGCAGGGAAUCGAGAUGGCUCCCUACGGUGAUGGGUAAGGCAGCAGGAAAGAUCGUCAUGAACGCGGCCCUUGGGUUCGAUACCUACGUAGUCAUGAGGCAUGGUGCGGAACCAGCAGAUGGCAGCGAGGAGACACUAGGGUGUUAUUUUUGCAACGAUGUGGUAGCACCAGGAGAUUCACAAAAAGACUUGACUCUCGACCAACAGUGCACGGUCACGCGACCCGGCAUCGCUGCGAUUGCGUCAGCUCUUCUCGUCGAGCUUCUAACAAGUCUUCUACAGCACCCACUCGGCCAUCACGCGCCCGCGCCCGCAAGCGGUGCUCCGUCGGGAACCUUUGAAAGCGACCCUAAGGAUGAGUAUGCCCUUGGCAUAGUACCGCACCAAAUUCGUGGAUUUUUGAACAGGUUCCAGAAUCUUAUCAUUAAAGGUCAUUCAUACCCAUGUUGCAGCGCAUGCAGCAAGCCAAUCAUUUCAGCAUACAGGACUCAGGGAUGGGAUUUUGUAAAGCGUGCUCUUGAAGAUAAGGAGUACGUGGCUGAGCUAAGCGGCUUGGCCGAAGUUCAAAGGAAGGCCGAAGCAAUGGCUAAUGAAGUGGAUUGGGAAGAGGAUGAGGAGGGAGAGAAGGAAGGAGAUGACGAAGGAGUUCUCGUAUAGAGCCUUCUCCCUCACAUUCACCACGAUCGCCGCAGACGUUUAAGAAAGACACGUGCUAAUCGCUUCGAGCUCUGGAAGUGACCGCGGUGGUCCAAAGUCAGUUGGAUUGAUAGGUCGACAACACUGAGCAACUCGCAGAAGCCAUCGAUUCGUGUGAUACCCCACAUAAUUCCACGCGACACGUCUAAGGAGGUAAAAAUCUUCGGCCCAAGGCAAAUGCAGCAGCAUACACGUUCGGAUGGCACGGUAGACACGAUCAUAUCCAUCGGAGAUAUUUUAAAGGGGGGCCGCCUUUGGUCUCAUGGGAGGUAUUGCUUUAUAAUUCACCGGGGAAAAAGAAGAACUUUAAUGUAGCUUAUGAUUCUGCUUAAUCCUAGAGGAGUAGGGCAAACAUGGUUUGAAAUACCGGAGUUAAGGAUAGGAAAGAAUCGAAGCAAUUCAAGUUGGGUUAGGUUGAUAACCUUGGGAAGUUUAGGUUGGGGGGCACCAUUAGACUAACUAAGAUGUUUCUACAAUUUUAUGAAGGAAUGCGAAUAUGACUAAAUGCACAGCAGCUGGUGUGGUAUGAUAACAGAACCAUAAUGAAAGAAAGCAUUUCGUAAAUGAGAGGAAUGCUUUUAAUCAAAUCACCAAGUUCUUCAA